This is a messenger RNA of Penicillium nucicola, 1353 nucleotides long. Its product is annotated as adaptin-binding domain-containing protein. The coding region runs from base 1 to 1353 and encodes 450 amino acids. The record is from RefSeq and is a predicted model, not a curated record. The transcript has 3 exons. Gene Ontology annotation, molecular function: protein-macromolecule adaptor activity. Lineage: Eukaryota; Fungi; Ascomycota; Eurotiomycetes; Eurotiales; Aspergillaceae. Gene Ontology annotation, biological process: vesicle-mediated transport.
AUGCCCUCUCCACCUCCACCAAACCCCUCAACAAGCACAAAGUCCAAACCAAAAGUCAAGACGAUCUCCAACCCCCGCCGCCUGCUAAUCCUCUCGCCAACCUCCCAAUCCAUCUCGAUAAUCCCUCCCCUCCUCACCUCUCUAACGGGCACACCAAUUGAAAACCCCCCGCAACAAGACUCGAAAACGACCCCGCCAGACGAUCUGUCUGGGACCACCGAAACACCACCAACAACCACCACUUUCGCCGGCUACACAACCCACGCCCCCCUAUCCCUCUCAACAAAAUACUACACAGCCGAAGUUCCCCUCUGGGUAGAUGAAAUCCCGCUUCCCAGCGCACCCCAACCCUCGGACUCGGAAACACAACCACAAGCACAGUCACAGACACAGACACCAACAGCAGAACAAUGGAAAACAGAAUUCCUCAGCCCGGAAGCUGAAAUCGUGCGCGAUGCCGUCGGUGCAUUGGUUGUAUGCGCGCAUCCGCCUUCCGAAUCGACUCUACCACGUCCGGAUCCACGCCUAGAUGCAGAUGCAGACGCAGAUGCAGGUGCAGAUCCAGCCACUCAUCCUGAUGUCGUUGCUCUUCUUGCGCUGAUGCAGAACAUUGGAGCUGUCAAGGGACAGAUUGACGAGGAGCGGGGUGGGGUGGGUGAUGUUCCGGGUGUGUUUGUUUUGGUUGGAAAGAAGAAGGGCGGUGGAUCUUCCGGAGGAGCAAUUGGGUCCGGAUCUGGAGCAGUAGAUCCAGACGAAUUGGCUCUUGGUGUUGACGGGGACGAUCUGGGUGGUGGGGAUGCGGCUCCAUUCUCGGUUGGGUGGUGGGAGGAUCAGUUUUAUGAUAUGGGGUUGUUGGGAUGGGAGGUUGUUCAGUGGGAUCCUAAGGGUGAUGGGGAGGGAGAGGGGGGGGGAUGUGAGGAAUGCCGAGUGGGCAUGCCUCGUAUCAAAGAGGUGCUUGAAACGCAUGAUUGGUCUGCGUCUGGUGGAUUGGGGGGUCUGGGGCUUGAUGGUGGACUGGGUUCUGAUCUGGAAUCUGAUGAUGAUGUUGAGGGUCAGUUGUUGGGUAUGCCGGCUGGGCAGAAUCGUGGGUUCGAUAAUGAAGUCCAUGAAUUGGAGCGGGAGAUGUUUGGAUUGCGAAUGGCUAUUGAGCGGGGUGGUGGUGAUGGGUUUGAAAAUGCAGAUCAAGAUGAAGAAGAUGGAGAGGAUAAUGGGGAUGCUGAGCUUGAUGUUGAGUCUAUGGAGUCAUUGAUGAUGCGCAUGCAGGUUAUCAAAGAUAUGAGCUCUGAAUUGCCUGGAGAUGAGCGCAGGCGGUUUGCUGCGAAGGCUGUGCAGGAUAUCAUGCGCGAGCUUUGA